This is a messenger RNA of Sungouiella intermedia, 945 nucleotides long. The record is from the annotation of a GenBank genome assembly. Lineage: Eukaryota; Fungi; Ascomycota; Pichiomycetes; Serinales; Metschnikowiaceae.
AUGUCUAUGUCAGCCGGAUUUUCAAGGAAAACCCCGUUCCAUUCUGAAGAGAUGCCACUGUCAUCAGGAAACUCCCGUUUUUCUCCCAAAAACUUGAGAAAAAGACGCAUUAUAGACGACGACGCCCCAAAGCAAUCACUGUCAAAUCCAGCAGCCCGCAAGUAUUUCCAAAGAGCUAAGCGUUUGCGUACCCCAAAAAUCGCUGGACUGAGCUUGCCGGUAUCACGAAUGAUUGAAGUUUUGGACCACAAGUCACUCCAGGAGUUGCUCCAGGCUGUGGUCAAUACCCAUCCUGAAGUCGCCCAAACCAUCUCCAAGAUUGCCCCUAGACCCACAUUAAAAGAGGCUGUGGACUUGAUGAAACUGAAGGCAGAUGAUAUCAUUGCACAUUUGCCAUAUAAAUGUGACACUGAGAGUGAUUAUUCAUAUAUUCGAAUCAAACCCUACCUCACAGAGUUUUUGCAUACCCUUUCGGAUUUUAUACUCAACUUGCUCCCGCCAAUGGAGCUGAACCUUCUGCAUGCGUGUCAGACACUUGAUGUGAUCACAUGUUUGAUGCAUAACCUUCCAAAUUUCACCAAUAACGAGUUCCAGUACACUCGAGCCACAGCAUAUGAGCAGAUUGCCAACCUGUGGUUCAUAGUGUUGGCUCAUCAUAAUGGUGACGACGCAGCAGAGCCCACUGAAGACGCAAAUGCCAUGCACAAUGUAGAAAGUCUGAUUGAAUUUGCCAAAACCUUGGAGGAGUUGGACUUGGUUAAGAAAUUGGAGAAGCAUAACGAGAUUUCACAUGGCAAGUUUCAAAAGGUCGAGGACUACGUCAAGGCAGCACUUGAUGCAUACGAACAGAUGAAUCGCUCACUUAACGGCAGCGGAUCUAUCUUCAACGACCUCAUUACGGUGGAUUACUCCAACUACUCGAUUUCUGCCAGAACUUCUCAUUAG